AUGCACCUUACACGUGAUGGGCCUAAGCCAAAAUGCUUCUUCACGCAAGCCAAUCUACCGACCUUCGUUGAUCAUGACCACCCUCCCAUCAAGAAACAGCCUUUGGCAACUGUUGUGAAGCAGAAUUUUACGCACACACUUGACUUGAUCGUCCCUGAUACGCACCUUGACAAGCUCAAUGCAGCACUUACGAAGGGACCAGGCGAUCUACACUAUGCUCGUGUGUAUAUGAAGCUCAGUGAGAUCCUUGACGGCGACUUCUUCAACACGUACAUCAAAAGUGACGACAUCCUCAUGCUAUCUGAAGGACGACCAGGCAUAGACCAUAUGUACUCGUUGUGUGAAGGAGUGCUCCGGCUCGAGGUCGACAGGCCGGCAUUCGAGCGUACGGGUCUGCCUGGAACGGCAAUACCAAGUCAAGGGAGAAAGCAUGUCAAAUCAAGAUAUGCUAUCGAAGUAAAUCUGCGCCUACCAUCUAUGGUCAGUGGCAAGCCUGGCUUCGAUCGCCUGGUCUGGGCUUGCCGCAAUGUGCUCAACCGCUCCGUCGCGUGGUUGAUAUACAAUUCGAAAUCUCCAGGAGACUUCAGCGGUCCCAUCUCGUCCCACCAACCGUCGAUACGUGCCAUCGAGGCUGAAAUCAGCCAUACCAAAGCUCGCACAAUGCCGGCUCGGCCUGGCGUCGUAGAUGAACAUGACUUCGAUGAGGCUACAGCACUGCUGGAAUGGAUGACUCUUGUGGCCAGCGGGUCAGUGAGAGCUCUACCGUUAGCCAGUGAGCACGAGAUGUCAGGAGUGGAGAGCUCCGGCGUGUCUGCACUGAGAUGGCACGGCUUCAUACCUUCGAGCUUCGUUAUCGGUAUCCUCCUUCCAGCAUUGAAGGUGUGCAGCAAUGACUGGUUCGCAAUGAUAGCUACAUCAUUCGAUGGCAGCGCCUACGCCACCAUGAAGUCCGAAGAUCAUAUUAUGGUUUGGGAGUUUACGGACUGA
Molecule: messenger RNA, 987 nt
Organism: Recurvomyces mirabilis
Lineage: Eukaryota; Fungi; Ascomycota; Dothideomycetes; Mycosphaerellales; Teratosphaeriaceae
Exons: 4
Coding region: 1-987 (328 amino acids)
Biological process (GO): endonucleolytic cleavage in ITS1 to separate SSU-rRNA from 5.8S rRNA and LSU-rRNA from tricistronic rRNA transcript (SSU-rRNA, 5.8S rRNA, LSU-rRNA); tRNA 3'-end processing; tRNA 5'-leader removal
Cellular component (GO): multimeric ribonuclease P complex; ribonuclease MRP complex
Molecular function (GO): ribonuclease MRP activity; ribonuclease P activity
Source: RefSeq, a predicted model, not a curated record